CGCCCGUCUUGCGUGGCCAAUGACGGCCCGGAAUAUCGAAUCAUUUCUCCCCGCGCUGGCCAAGCCACGAUCCCGGUCGCCAAGCAAGUGGAAGAGCAACAGAAGGAAGACGUGGGCAAAGCAUCCGUCAGGCAGGCUGCGGCGGCGGCGGCGGCGGUGGUUUAAGCCAGCAGAUCGACCCGGAGAGGCGUCGGCCGGUCCACGUGGAAACCGCGGAGCGCAAUUGAAAAGCUCGGCAGGAAGGCAACGCCGCCGGGACCCGCGAAACGCGUAGCAACCGAGGGGCCAGCAAGCGGAGCGCGAUCAAGCGCACCACCACCACCACACGCAUCCCGCCUAGAUCUGGGUGAAGCGCCCCGCUUCCCCCUAAGAUUUCCAGACAGGGAAGAAAGAACACGGAGGACGACUGACUGCCAGCCCAGGAAGACGGCCUCACAGGGGAAGCCACCAGCUUCUCCUGCUGCUCCAGCUUCUUGGGGCUUCUGACCCUCUGGAUGUUGAGUCCCAUUAUGGGUGAGCAUCAGGCCCACAUCAACAGCCUCUUCCUGAAUGAGGAGACAUCUAAGCAGCUUGAAUCGGGGAGCCGGGUGCAUCGUUUCCGCCAGGCCCUGGAGAAGCGGGCAGCACAUGCCAGGAAGCAAAUGUACAACAUCACUCGAGAGAGUGUCAAGGGCUUCUUCCAGAGAAAUGCUUUUGUGCUACUCACCAUCUUGGCUGUCCUGCUGGGGAUUACUCUGGCCCUCGCGCUGCGGCCAUAUCGGAUGACCUAUCGCCAGAUCAAAUACUUCUCCUUUCCUGGGGAGCUGUUGAUGCGAAUGCUGCAGAUGUUGGUUCUUCCACUAAUCGUCUCUAGCCUUAUCACAGGCAUGGCAGCCUUGGACAGCAGUGCCUCAGGCAAGAUGGGGCUGCGUGCUGUCAUUUACUAUAUGAUGACAACCAUCAUUGCCGUCUUCAUUGGAAUCUUUAUGGUCCUCAUCAUCCAUCCAGGAAAAGGGAGCAAGAAAGGCCUCCAAGGGGAGGGCAAGAUUGAUCAGGUCCAUGCAACGGAUGCUUUCAUGGACCUCAUCCGGAAUAUGUUUCCACCCAAUCUUGUAGAAGCCUGCUUUAGACAGUAUAAGACUCAAUACAGUGUCCGGGUUAUCAACAGAACGGUUGUGAGCAACACUUCUCCUGCGGCCAUGUUGCCACAGCACCCAAAGCGGGAUACCAACAGCAGCGGUUUCAACUACAAUGCCACCAUGGCCAGUUUGCCUCUUCUGCCACUUGAAAAUGCUUUGGGAGUCUGGAAUAAUGUCACUAACGCUCUAGGGAGCUUCCCGGAAGUGCUGAAUUUUGAGGAGGUCAUGCCCGGCCCGGGUUCUGUCAACGGGGUGAACGCCCUUGGCAUCGUUGUCUUCUCCAUCUGCUUCGGCCUGGUGAUUGGCAACAUGAAGCAAAAGGGACACCCCCUGCGGGAGUUUUUUGACUGCCUCAAUGAAGCCAUCUUGCGGAUGGUGGCAGUCAUCAUAUGGUACGCCCCUAUUGGGAUCCUCUUUCUCAUCGCUGGUAAGAUUUUGGAGAUGGAGGACCUGGCAGUGAUGGGAGGCCAGUUAGGCCUGUAUACGCUUACAGUUAUUGUGGGGCUCCUGAUCCACGGCCUCUGUGUCCUUCCACUCAUCUACUUCAUUGUCACACGGAAAAACCCCUGGAUCUUCAUGGCUGGCCUCCUACAAGCCCUCGUUACAGCCUUGGGAACAUCUUCCAGCUCAGCUACUCUCCCUGUCACAUUCCGUUGCCUGGAAGAAAACAACAGGGUGGAUAAACGAGUUACCAGGUUUGUUCUGCCGGUGGGAGCAACUAUCAACAUGGAUGGCACUGCACUUUAUGAAGCUCUGGCAGCCAUCUUCAUUGCACAGGUCAACAACUACGAGCUUGACUUCGGUCAGAUCAUUACUAUUAGCAUUACUGCCACAGCAGCCAGUAUCGGAGCUGCUGGCAUUCCGCAGGCGGGCCUAGUGACUAUGGUAAUCGUGUUGACGUCUGUCGGAUUGCCAACGGAGGACCUCACUUUGAUUAUGGCUGUGGACUGGUUCCUAGACCGUCUCAGAACUACCGUCAAUGUGCUGGGGGAUUCACUGGGUGCUGGUGUUGUAGAGCAUCUGUCUCGCCAUGAGCUGGAGAUGCAGGAUGCUGAGCUCAGCAACUCAGUCCUUGAAGAGAAUGAAAAACCAUACCAUCUAAUAUAUCAAGAGAAUGACACCCACAAGCACCUCAACAGUGAGACAGCAAUGUGACUUGGAGGAGCGGAGUGCUGUCGGGAUGGGAUCUGUAAAAUGUCACAACUAGAGAAGCAAGAGCCAGCCACAGUCCUCCCACAAACUCAGUUCAUUCGUUUUCCCUGUUCAUUUCACCAGAAAAAAAAUGAAUUUUUUUUCUAUAACAGUGAUUGUGGUCCUACAAUGAUGAUUUGACAGUAAGAGUUUGACCUCACCUAUCCUGCCUCUUAACCACAGCUGGUUAGUAUCCUGCACCAAGCCAACUCCACAUUUCCUUGCCAAGAAGAUGAACUUUGAACAUAUUGUGCUGUGCCAUAAAGACCAACUAAUUUAAAUUUUUGUGCUACAAUUUUACCGAUUGUGCUCAUUUUUGAAUUUUUUU
This is a messenger RNA of Pseudonaja textilis, 2637 nucleotides long. The record is from RefSeq and is a predicted model, not a curated record. Lineage: Eukaryota; Metazoa; Chordata; Lepidosauria; Squamata; Elapidae.